AGCCCGGAGCUUCCCCUGCUGUCUAAAGACGGAGAUGUGAUGAUCGGAGGAGCCUUUUCUAUCCACAGCAAAAUUGCACAACCUUCUCUUUCCUUUACAGAAAAACCAACACCCUUCACAUGUUCCAGCAUUAACCUCAGGGAGUUUCGAUUUGCUCAGACAAUGAUAUUUGCUAUUGAGGAAAUAAACAAGAGUAAACAUCUUCUUCCAAAUGUAUCUAUUGGAUAUAGAAUUUAUGACAACUGUGGCUCCACUUUAUCUUCAAUGCGUGCAGUGAUGGCUUUGAUGAAUGGCGAUGAGUUGUUGAUAGAAAAAAAUUGCUCUGGUCAGUCAGCAGUACAUGCUAUCAUAGGAGAGUCUGAAUCCUCGUCAACUAUUGUGCUGUCACGCACCACCGGACCCUAUCAAAUACCAGUGAUAAGUCACUCAGCUACAUGUGAGUGUUUGAGCAGCAGGAAGGAGUAUCCCUCUUUUUUUCGAACCAUUGCCAGCGACUUGCAUCAAAGUCGAGCUCUAGCUCAGCUGGUCAAACACUUUGGCUGGAGCUGGGUAGGAGCAGUGAACAGUGACAGCGACUACGGCAACAACGGCAUGGCCAUCUUUCUUUCUGCUGCUCAAGAGGAAGGAGUGUGCGUGGAGUACAUUGAGAAGUUUGACAGGGCAGAGCCGGAAAAACUCCUCAAAGUGGUGGAAGUGAUUCGAAAGAGCACGGCUCGGGUCAUUGUUGCUUUCCUGGCGCAUGUAGAAAUGAACAACCUGCUGGAGCAGUUAAAUGUGCACAACAUCACGGGUCGACAGUUCAUUGGUGUUGAGGCCUGGAUCACUGCGGACAGCCUUGUAACUCCUACCAGCUUUAGUGUGCUGGGAGGCUCACUCGGGUUUGCUGUGCAGAAGACCAACAUUAGUGGACUGAACACGUUUUUGGUGGAAGAUUUCUGGGAAACAGAUUUUCAGUGUGAGGAGAACCACAUUGAUGUUGCUUCAAAAAGCUGCAAAGAAAAUCAAGAUUUAAUGAAGUUAAGAGAUUACAAUGAUGAUGUGGAAGAGCUAAGAUACUCCAGUAAUAUAUACAAGGCUGUUUACGCAGUGGCCCACUCACUGCACAGCAUCAUGAAAUGCUCAGACAGUCAGGGGUGUGACAAGACUUCUGAAGUUAAACCGUGGCAGGUUAUAGAAGCUCUGAAGCAGGUGAACUUCAUCAUCAAGAAUGGUGAGCAGGUGUGGUUUGAUAGCACAGGGGCAGUCCUGGCCAGGUAUGAAGUGGUGAACUGGCAGCAGAGAUCAACUGGAUCUGUUCACUUUGAGCCAGUUGGCUACUAUGAUGCUUCUCUGCCUCCUGGACAGAAGUUUGUACUCAACACGGAGGCUAUAAUGUGGCCUGGAGGAAGCACGAAGUUGCCUGUAUCAGUAUGCAGUGAAAGCUGCCGUCCAGGAACUUACAAAGUCCUUGAAAGAGGAAAGCCAGUAUGCUGCUUCCACUGUUUGCCAUGUCCAGAUGGGGAAAUCAGCAACAGCACAGAUUCUAAUGACUGCAAUCAAUGUCCUGAGGAAUUUUGGUCCAAUCAAAUCAGAGAUGCCUGUGUACCAAAAAAUGUUGAAUUUCUAAGCUACACUGAGGACAUGAGCAAAAUACUGAUGUUUUUUACUCUGUUCGGUGUUGUCCUUACUGUAACAGUGGCUGUUCUGUUUUUAAUCAACAGGGACACUCCAUUGGUAAAGGCCAACAACUCUGAACUGAGCUUCUUAUUGCUUUUCUCCCUGUCUCUGUGCUUUCUUUGCUCUCUUACCUUCAUAGGCCGACCAACUGAAUGGUCCUGCAUGCUGAGACACACGGCUUUUGGUAUCACCUUUGUCCUCUGCAUCUCUUGUAUUCUUGGGAAAACAAUAGUGGUUUUAAUGGCCUUCAAAGCAACACUUCCAAGCAGUAAUGUGAUGAAAUGGUUUGGGCCUGUUCAGCAGAGACUCACUGUUUUUUCGUUAACUAUCAUACAGGUCAUAAUCUGCAUCCUAUGGCUCACAAUAAAUCCACCCUUUCCCUUUAAAAAUAUGAAAAUCUUUCGGGAGAAGAUUAUUCUUGAGUGUUCUCUUGGGUCAUCUCUUGGCUUCUGGGCUGUUUUAGGUUACAUUGGAAUUCUCGCACUUUUAUGCUUUGUAUUGGCCUUUUUGGCAAGAAAGUUGCCAGAUAAUUUUAACGAGGCUAAGUUUAUUACUUUUAGCAUGGUAAUAUUCAGUGCAGUCUGGAUCACAUUUAUCCCAGCUUAUGUUAGCUCUCCUGGAAAAUUGACUGUUGCUGUGGAGAUUUUUGCAAUUUUGGCAUCAAGCUAUGGCAUACUUUUUUGUAUAUUUGCACCAAAAUGCUAUAUUCUUGCACUAAAACCUGAACUGAACACAAAGAAAUCCAUGCUGGGUAAAUCAAAAUGAUGUUAAAAAGCAUGUAAUGCCUUUUCUUUUAAAAUUACACAAAACAUUAUCUUU
This is a messenger RNA of Oryzias latipes (Japanese medaka), 2475 nucleotides long. RefSeq names its product extracellular calcium-sensing receptor-like. Gene Ontology annotation, cellular component: plasma membrane. The record is from RefSeq and is a predicted model, not a curated record. Gene Ontology annotation, biological process: G protein-coupled receptor signaling pathway. NCBI's taxonomy places the organism in Eukaryota, Metazoa, Chordata, Actinopteri, Beloniformes, Adrianichthyidae. Gene Ontology annotation, molecular function: G protein-coupled receptor activity.